Beta vulgaris subsp. vulgaris (sugar beet) is the source of this 1465-nucleotide messenger RNA. RefSeq lists its product as uncharacterized. The transcript is spliced from 3 exons. Lineage: Eukaryota; Viridiplantae; Streptophyta; Magnoliopsida; Caryophyllales; Amaranthaceae. The record is from RefSeq and is a predicted model, not a curated record. The coding region runs from base 243 to 1148 and encodes 301 amino acids.
GUUCAUGGUAUCAAGAGCCUAGGUUUUCUAUCAGAAAAACACAACAAAAAAAAAAAAAAAACACAAACAAAAUUCCACACCACCGAAUUUUUCCACGGAAAUUUUCUUUCGCAGGUUUGGUUUUCACGCUACAGGACAAAAACCCACAGCAUUUAUUUUUUUUUAACGUCAAAGAUUCAAUUUUUUUUUUAAAUUUUCUUUCUUUCUUCCUCGCUAUCUUUGACGUUCUUUUCUUCCUGGCAAUGGAGUUUCCUCCACACUCUUCUGCUGCCUUUGCUGCCACCGUGCCGCCACCGCCGGCUACCUACUCGGCCGCGCCCUUGUUCCCGUCGUCGCCUACCUCUGCCGCGACAAACCCAGCCACUUCCGGCCAGCAGCCCAGCGCUGCGAAUUUAUUCUCGACACCUCUUUUCGCUGCCGGACCCUCCGCGUCAUACACUGCCGCCGCCUACUCCGGCCUUGACGCCGUCUCACCGGGAUCCACCUCCCGCACUCCCCUGAGAUUUCCGCCUGGUUUCCUGGCGCCCCAACCACCACCGCCGUUGUUCCCGGCGACCUCCCCACCACCUUCCUUUGGGUUUCAUCAACUUUCUGCUUCGAAUCUUAGUAAUUUGAAUAAUUCUGGAUGGAGAAAUCAGGGAAGGAAUAACAGAAACAGAUGUGGUAAUAAUAAUAAUCGUGGGGGUAAUAAUGCUCGGGGUAAUAAUGGUGGGAAUGGAGGAAACAAUAAUAAUCGUGGCUCUGGAGGAAACAACAACAACAACAAUGGUAAUCGGAGACGAUCAAAUGGUAUAAGUAAAUUUUCUAACUUGUCAUCCUAUAGUAUGCCUUGUGUAGAUUAUAUUGCUAAUAAUUUGUUGUCUGCAGAGAGUAAUUCAUCAAAUAGUAACAAUGUUACCUCUACCCCUACUUCCGAUACAUGUGGUUUGUGUUGGUUUUCAGGUCACCAAGCUGCCUAUUGUCCGCAACGUUUUAAUCAUAGCUUUGUUCCCUCCUCUUCAGAAAGUGUCACUCGAGCCUUAGCUGCACUGUCUGUUGGUGGUGAAGCUAAUGACUCAGUCUGGUACCCGGAUUCGGGAGCUGCAUCUCACAUGACUCCUCAGGAUGGACCAAAUCACGGGGGAAGUUCUGUUUCAGGGAACCAGUAAACAAGGUGUCUACCUUCUACAGCCCAGCAUUGUCCCUCAUGAGCCUUCAGUUUCUGCUUUCCUAUCCCUUAAGGAGUCUGGCGACGUGUGGCAUGCUCGUCUGGGUCAUAUCUCUUCUAGCAUUUUAGGAACUCUAUGUUCAAACAAAUCCAUCACAUGUACCUCUAAGUUUCAUGAUGAUUGUGUAGGAUGUAAGGUAGGAAAAAUACAUUGUUUACCUUUUGAUUCUGUUCAACAUAUUUCUACAUAUAUCCCUUAUAUAAAAUUCAUAGUGAUCUUUGGCAAUCUUCUGUUUUGUCAAAUCAAUUAUUUCGCUA